Pogona vitticeps (central bearded dragon) is the source of this 2739-nucleotide messenger RNA. The record is from RefSeq and is a predicted model, not a curated record. Lineage: Eukaryota; Metazoa; Chordata; Lepidosauria; Squamata; Agamidae.
AUACGCCUGCGAAAAUUCAUGUCACACAUGCAACAAGAACUGCAGAGUAUUCAACUACGCAGAUGAAGAGAUGACCACCACCUAGGGUUUAAAAAUCUGGUGCUACCUCGCUCUGGUUGCUAGGCAGCACAUCUCUCGGGGGGGGCUAUUCUCUCCUAUGCUCAUGGUAGAAUCUUUGAGGAGCAGCAGUUAGAAUAGCUACAGGAAUCCACUGGCCACCUGGAAAGGUUCACUCUGACACAUACGUUUGCAUCAGUUAUUCAAACUGGAGGCAGAUGACUUGAUUGCUUUGGGAACAACAUGCCCAUUAUCAAAGUGCCAGUUGUACGCAAAUUUGGAAUUGUAUCCCAUGAUGAACAUCAGAAAAUUCAGCAAAGACUGUUGGCUAGAUAUCUCAAAGAGAACAAUUUUAAAUCCAAGAAGCAGAAACCCAAAAAUCCACUUGAACUUACUGAAGAAUUUAUUGAGGAUUUCAAUGAGUCACUAAAAACAGAAAAAGAAGAAACAUUCAUAGAAUUGGCUGAAAAGAUGCUUGCCAGAUGCAAGAGACGAUCAGGUCUCAGCACCUUAGGCUGUGGAAAGUAUGUGGAUCUUCCAUUAGCAUGGACUGAGGCAAUUAUGUUAGCUCAGUGCAAAGGAAACAUCAGUGAAGAAGCUCUUGAAAUUCUCAUAAUUUCCUUGGACCAUGCUCCUGUUGAGGCCGAUCAUAUUCCGGUUUUAUUUUUUCUCGCAGAAUCUAUAUUGUAUAAAUUGUGUCAUGAUGUGGUACAGAAGCAAUUUCUGUUCUCAUGUGAAAUCAAGUUGUACAAGCUUGGAUUCUUGGUCCUUUUAAGGCUUCUUUUGCUGCAUUUCUUUGGUGGCCAGAAUUUUUCUGCAGAAUCCAAAUCUAGGCUUCAUAUUGGUUUAAAAGCAGUAGCAGCUUGUGAAACCUGCUAUCAGAUUUAUCCAAACAUCCUUUUUAUGGUUCAUUUUAUACUGAAGGCUGGAGAAACUAUCUGUGAAACAGUGGUCCUUUCUGACUCAUCAUUAGCAACACAAGCAGAUUUGGAAGAGAGACAGGAUAAGGCAUUUAUUGGCACAUCGCUCAUGAGUACUGGAACAGCAGCUGAAUUAAAUACUGAACAAAAGCAGUUCAAAAUUAAACCAUUUCUCUGGCACAGUCUUCUUGUUUGGGUUUGUGUACACAACAGCUGCUCUGAAAUAGAUGAAGUACUCAGACAUGUCCUAUUCUAUAAAGAACAGCUUCAUGAGAAAAACUGGUUGGAAUCAAUAUUGAGCUUGAUGGUCCUUGGAGAGACAGCCAAAUUAAACAUGUCCUGCUUGAAUGUUUUAAUGGACCUAGUGAGAGAUUUUAUUGCAAGCUCUGUGCCUCUUCCGAAGCAGGAAAAGAAUAGCAAGGAAAACAUUUCCUGUUGGUGCUGGGAAAUAGUAUACAUAUAUACAAAUAUACUCCGAGAAAUCUGUUUGCAUAGCAUUAAUGCAGAUUUGCAAAAAACUGCUUUUCUUGGAUUCUGUGCCUGUGUUGCGGAACUCAAAGAUGAUAAAGAAUUAAAAGGAGCAAGUUUUCUUGAUCUUUUGUGCUACUAUCCUUUAUCCAAUGACUGUGACGAUCCAUUCUGGAUGAUUCGUUAUGGUGUGAUCUAUAAUCUAGUUAUCCUACAUCGUCAACUCUCUAGGGAUGCAAAUCGGGAGGGUUUAAGAAAUGCAGUGUGGAGAGCUUUGCAGAAACAAAAGGAAAUUGAGAAAGAUACCAGAGUCCUGAAUGCUUCCAAAGUAGCAGAGGUUGAGGCCCAAGGGCCAACAGAUCCCUUCCUCGUAUCCAAAGACAAAAGCUUACUAAGUCCUAGAGAUUUCCAUUCUACUCAAUACAUUGGGUGGAGAGUUGCCACUUCCAUGUGCCAUCACUUCUUGCCACCCAUCAUUCCAGAUAUCCCUUUGCCACGCCAUCCUGUACAAAAGAAGGCACCGUUGAUGCCACACGAAGAGUCAGUACUAACUUUAAAGGAGAAGAAAACUAAACGUCUGUCUUUAAGGGAAGAACUUCUGCAAGCUGGGGUGCCAAAAUAUCCAUAUCCAGAUUACUUCACCCGCACAGAUAUGGAACUACGGAAAAUUGUUGAAACUCAGUGGGAGAAGGAGUUACAGCUCAGGCUUAAGCUAGAAGAAAAGCUCCUGGAACUAGAGCUUCAAGAAAAACAAAAACUGGAAGAAGAGCACUUCAAGCAAAUCAUGAGCUGGCGUUUAGAAAAGCUGCACAAGACAACAAAACCAUAUGAGCUUCCUUUUCAGCAUGAAGAAGAACAGAGCAAAGUAAGCUCCAGCACUCAGGUCUACAGUCCACAGCUAUCCCAAUCCUAGUCACCAGUCUUCAGAGAGCCUGCACCUUACUGGCAAAUCUGUGUAACAAAGUUCAACAACUCUUUUUAAAUGAAAAGCCAGCAGUAUUGAGUAGUGGGCAAAGAGUGUGUAAGCCAUUUCCUAGUGAUGAUUUCAUGUUCAGAACAGUCCCUCCAGCAAUGUUUUUGCCAUGACAUUGCAAAUGCAUGUAUAAAGAUAAACAGGAACCUCUGCAGGAACUGAGCAGCUUGGAUGUAAUUUUGAAUGUAAAACCAGAGCGUGGGGGGAAAGGCAGAUUUUCAAUAAAAACAACAAAAGUACCAUUGAGCUUCGUAACAUCCAUGCAUGUGUAAUUGGUUCUCUUAUUCAUAAUCAGAGUUCCUUCCUCCUAUAUACUAGGCU